Labeo rohita (rohu) is the source of this 1388-nucleotide messenger RNA. RefSeq names its product aminopeptidase Ey-like. The record is from RefSeq and is a predicted model, not a curated record. Gene Ontology annotation, cellular component: cytoplasm. Gene Ontology annotation, molecular function: metalloaminopeptidase activity; peptide binding; zinc ion binding. Lineage: Eukaryota; Metazoa; Chordata; Actinopteri; Cypriniformes; Cyprinidae. Gene Ontology annotation, biological process: peptide catabolic process; proteolysis. The transcript has 6 exons. The annotation marks the transcript as partial.
GUGAGAAUGUGUUGCUUGUACACUGGAGCUGUGCUGUGUUAAUGAAUAAACCAUUAGUUCAUGUGGGAGGAGAAUCUUCCCAUGCCUUAAAUAAGAUAAUGUGCAGAUGUUAAUUUCACUCCACUCCAUCCUGUCAUUGCUAAAGCAUGGGAAAAGGUUUCUACAUCAGUAAAACUGUUGGAAUAGUAGGGAUUGUGUUAGCGGCUGGAGCACUAGCAACAAUCAUCGCUCUCUCUGUGGUCUACUCCCAAGAGAAGUCCAAGAACAACGAGAAUGAGGUUAAACCCACAGGUGCAGGAACAACAUCAGUCCCAACAACUAAACCAUCCAAUGAACCAUGGGACAAGUGGCGCCUUCCUCAGACUCUUAGUCCAAUAACCUACAAUGUCACUCUGUGGCCGCGGCUCCAGCCAGAUUCAACUGGACUCUACAUCUUCACAGGGAUGUCCAGCGUAGUCUUCAGAUGUGUGGAAAAGACAAACCUCAUCCUCAUUCACUCCAACAAGCUGAACAUGACAAAGGAUCCAACCUUGACAGCACAUGGAAGCAAGCCAGCUCCUGCCAUUGCAUCAAUUGUGAUGCACACAAAAACACAGUAUAUGGCAAUUCAUCUGAAAGAAGAAUUAACUGCUGGGGAAAUCUACGAACUCUACACAGCAUUUAAAGGUGAACUUGCGGAUGACUUGGGAGGCUUCUACAGGAGUGAAUACUAUGAGAAUGGAGUCAAGAAAGUGGUCGCCACAACCCAGAUGCAGCCAACAGAUGCCAGGAAGGCAUUCCCUUGCUUUGAUGAACCUGCAAUGAAAGCAAUAUUCCACAUCACUCUUUACCAUGAUCCAGCAACUGUAGCCCUCUCCAAUGGUGUUGUGAUGGACGAAGUUAACAUCACAGUGGAUGGCACUCUUGUUACCAUGACAACAUUUGCACCAACAGAAGUAAUGUCGACAUAUUUGUUGGCAUUCAUUGUCAGCGAUUUUGGCUUCAUUGAACAAAAUAUUGGAAAUCUGCAGAUUCGGAUUUUUGCCCGUCAAAAAGCAAUAAAUGCAGGACAAGGGCAGUAUGCGCUCAAUGUGACUGGACCAAUUCUCAAAUUCUUUGAGAGGUAUUAUAAUGUCUCCUAUCCACUGCCCAAAUCAGACCAAAUCGCUCUGCCAGACUUCAGUGCUGGUGCAAUGGAAAACUGGGGCUUAAUUGCAUACAGAGAGACGGCCCUGCUGUACGAUGAAGAAAUAUCCUCAAAUGGAAACAAAGAGAGAAUCGUUAUUGUUAUUGCCCAUGAACUUGCCCAUCAGUGGUUUGGAAACCUUGUGACUCUCAGGUGGUGGAAUGAUCUGUGGCUCAAUGAAGGUUUUGCAUCUUACGUAGAAUAUCUUGGGGCUGAUGAAGCU